AGCUUUUGUGUUACGACUUAAACUGGCUGUUCAUCGCGGCCUACAUGAAAAUUAACCCAAUGGACUUAUGCAACCUAUGAAAGACAUAGUACACGAUGACAAACAAUUCAACAUGAGCGGAACAACAACGUGCACCAUAUGCAAACAACCUUGUGGCAGUCGUACUUCUGAAGGACUCUGUUAUGCUUGUACAUUGCUGAAGAAUGACUCAAUAAAAAGCAGUAGAGUCAAAUGCCUCAAAUGUGGUUCCUCAAGCAGACAUAGCAAUCGGGGCCUUUGUUCGAAGUGUACAACAGAUGCAGGACUUCCACCAGUAUUACAGUCAGACGAAUCUUCGGAAAAACGAACAUUUAUUAGUGAUGUUAACAGUAACAAAUGAAAAUGACAGACAUCUCCAGAAAUGAUCACUAUUCACGACGACAAUAAAAUUCAAAAAUACAUAAUGCCAGUACUACACGAAACAGCAAUCCGAAUGAUUAACAAUAACUACCAUUUUGCACAGUACGUGGAAGAAACAGUACAAGGCCCACAAUUAAAUAUACCAGUUCA
This is a messenger RNA of Owenia fusiformis, 549 nucleotides long. The record is from the annotation of a GenBank genome assembly. NCBI's taxonomy places the organism in Eukaryota, Metazoa, Annelida, Polychaeta, Sabellida, Oweniidae.